This is a messenger RNA of Chilo suppressalis (striped riceborer), 2185 nucleotides long. The record is from the annotation of a GenBank genome assembly. Lineage: Eukaryota; Metazoa; Arthropoda; Insecta; Lepidoptera; Crambidae.
AUUCCAUUCCAUUGAUUGAUUAUAUUUGUAUUGGAACUAGAACACAAAUGUGCAAAAAAGUUAAAUAGGUACUAACAGAUAAAGUAAUACUUCAUAAAAUGCCUACCGCGAGCGAAGAUGCGACUGAUGAGAGCAAAAGUUUAGUCCCUAAUGAUAGUAAUUCAGCUGAUACAAGUGAAACAGUGGAUGAUAAUGUAGAUAUCAACGCUCAGAUCGAUGAACAACGACGGCGAAUGCAACCGACCAAACUGGAAUCCUUUUUUGCCAUCACCAAAUCCCUAAUUAUUAGAGCAUUAGUAGUUUAUUUCAUAACAUCAAUGUUUAGACAACCUUCUGCACCAAAACCUGAUAUUAAUAAUCCCACAGGUACACCUCGUAUCCCAGCUAUCAAUAUGUUUGCAAAUGGUACAGUAUUGGAUAUGUACUGUUAUGUAUCUGAAAAAAAUCACCUAAUUGAUCUCAAUGAUGCUAGCCUUAUUUGGAAACAUAGUGGUUUAGUUUAUGGAGACUGGAAUGGAGGUCCCAAUGGUGAUGGUACUUUUACAUUUGAAAGUAGUAUUACAGCAUCUAAUUCUUUGAAAAAUAAUGGUUCAAUAUACCUUCAUGUUUAUUUAGUCCAGAAUGGAAAGUCACCAGAUUCUAAAGACAAAGAUAAUUAUGGUGGACCUUAUAUAACAUAUGGCAAUAAAAUGUUGAAUAAGUACAAAAAGUUGCGAUAUCAGAAAACUCACAAUUUAUUGACUGGUCAAACAGAAAAAUCUUUAGAAGAAGUACAAAAAGCUGAAACUUUAAAAGAGGAGAUUGUAUCUCAUUGGCAUCCUAAUUUGACUAUUAAUUUAGUGACAGAUCAAACUAAUUGGAUGCAAGGAAGUGUACCACCUCCGCUUGAUGAAUUUAUUGUAUUUUUGCCAGAAGGUAAAGAGUAUAAACCAGCUGUUUUCUUAAACGAUUACUGGAAUAUGAUGCGAGACUAUACUCCUAUUAAUAAAACUACUACAAAGCUGGAAUUGAAGCUGACAUACCAGCCCCUAAGUCUUUUUAAGUGGCAAUUGUAUACAGCUCAAGCUAUGAGGGACAAGUUGAGCAUGUUUUCAGCCUUGGGUGCUGAAGAACAGGAUGAAGAACAGGAUACAGUAAAAGAAUUGCUUUUGGAUACAUCUCCCUAUUUGCUGGGACUUACUAUUUCAGUUUCCGUUUUGCAUUCAAUAUUUGAACUACUUGCUUUCAAAAAUGAUAUUCAAUUCUGGAAUAAUAGACAGUCUUUAGAAGGACUGUCUGUGAGAUCAGUAUUUUUUAAUGUCUUUCAGUCAACAGUGGUUUUGUUGUAUGUUCUUGACAAUGAGACUAAUGUCAUGGUAAGAAUAUCCUGCUUUAUUGGCUUGUUGAUUGAAAUUUGGAAAAUUAAUAAAGUAAUGGAUGUGAAGGUAAAUAGGGAGGAGCGUAUAUUAGGAAUUCCCAAGUUGACAUUUACUGACAAAGGUUCAUAUGUUGAAUCUAGUACAAGGGAAUAUGAUAUAUUGGCAUUCCGAUACCUAAGCUGGGCCUGCUUUCCACUGCUCGUUGGAUACGGAGUGUACUCACUUAUGUACCAAGAACAUAAAGGAUGGUAUUCAUUUAUCCUUAACAUUAUGUAUGGGUACUUACUGACAUUUGGUUUUAUCAUGAUGACACCACAAUUGUUUAUAAAUUAUAAAUUGAAAUCUGUAGCUCACCUGCCAUGGCGUAUGAUGACUUACAAAUUUUUGAAUACUUUUAUAGAUGAUAUAUUUGCAUUUGUUAUCAAAAUGCCCACAAUGUACAGAAUAGGUUGCUUCAGAGAUGAUAUUGUUUUCUUUAUAUUUUUGUACCAAAGAUGGAUUUACAAGGUUGACCACAAACGUGUGAAUGAAUUUGGAUUUUCGGGAGAAAUGGAACAACAACAGAAAUUAUCAAAGAAUGGAACUGUUGCUAUCACAGAAGCUGGUGAGCAGUCUGCCGAUAAGAAGAAUGACUAGGAAAUUAUUAUUAUACAAGUAUAAUAAUUGUUUAUUAUUGUCUGUUUGAAUCUAUUUCAUUUUUAAAUGGAUUGUUUCAUUGUGAAUUGUUUUCCACAUUAUUUACAUUUAUCUAAUUGGUGUAGUAAAGAUAUUUAAGAUAGUAGUAUACUUUAUUAGUAUUUAAUAUUUAACAGCUUAAUAAUAAUAGU